CCUGCUUUGUGCUUAUCAAUUGAUCUGUUUUGAUUUCCCGUGAACUGUUUCCGGUUUGUAGGUCACUCAGAUCGAUAUCUAAAAUUAACACGAAAUUCCUUGGCAUAAUAUAGCGCUGUAUACAGAACGUGAUGUUUCAGUAUGUCCUGCUGAAGACCCUAAUUUUGUCAGAUAGCGGCCUCCAGCCUUGGUCAUCUCUAGCGGUUCAAGAAACAAAAGCAACAAGAUCAAAUUUGUCUCAAAGGGAAAAGAUUUUCAUUGCGGACUGCCUGGCAUCCUGACACGACAAUCAAGCAAUCGACUUUACCGAGCUCGUCACCAACACUGCCACUUUGAUUUGGUGAAAAAUGGCGAAAGGCUUGACAAUGUUCACACUGCUAAUGUUGUGUAAUAACAUCUUGGCUGCACGCAAACCAAAGCACAAUUUUCGAAGCGGUUCAGGAUCGGCUAAGCGGCCAAACAUCGUUUUCAUUCUGACAGAUGAUUUGGACAGUGCGCUUGGAUCACCAGAGGUAAUGACGAAGACUAGCAAAAUUCUUCGAGAAGAAGGAGCCGAUUUUGUGAACGCGUUCGUUACAACACCAAUGUGCUGCCCUUCCCGCGCCAGCAUUUUGACUGGUUCCUACGCGCACAACCACAACACGUUCACCAAUAACUUGAACUGUUCAUCCCCAUCAUGGAGAAGAGGUCCAGAGAGGAAAAGUUACGCAAAGUACUUAGAGUCUUCGGGAUACAUAACAGGCUACUUUGGCAAAUACCUAAAUGAGUACGAUGGGAGCUGGGUACCAGCGGGCUGGAAAAAAUGGGAAGGACUGAUUUUUAACUCCAAAUUCUACAACUACACAAUACGACGAAACACGUUCAAAGAACGACACAAGAUGGACUAUAAACAAGAUUACUUCACUGAUUUUAUCACCAAUAGGAGUAUCUCUUUCAUAAUGAAAACAAAAGAAAACAAACCACACACCCCUUUUCUUGCUGUGGUGAGUCAUGCAGCCCCUCAUGGUCCAGAGACGCCUGCUCCUCAAUACGCUACAGCACUUCCUGGUGCCCAGGCUCCAAGGUAUCCCAACUGGAAUUAUAUAUCACUUGACAAACAAUGGAUCAUGAGAGAAACGCCUGCGAUGGAUGCACAAAAAAUAGCCUUUGUGGAUCUGCUCCACCGCCGUCGCCUUCAAACAUUGCUUUCAGUUGAUGACUCAAUCGCGCGAAUCUUCCGCACCCUCCAGUCCCUUGGAAUAGAAGACGAAACUUACAUAUUCUUCACAUCAGAUCAUGGUUACCAUCUGGGUCAGUUUGGUCAGGUGAAAGGCAAGUCCAUGCCCUUUGAGAGCGACAUUAGAGUUCCCUUUUACGUAAGAGGUCCAAUCAUUCCCAAGAAUAUCAGUGUCAAAAACAUUGUCUUAAACAUUGACCUGGCACCCACAUUUUUGGAUAUUGCUGGCAUAAAGAUACCUAAAGACAUGGACGGGAUGUCAGUUAUGAAACUGUUCCGCAAGACAAGAUACGGACGAAGAGCAAAAAGGCGAACGCAUGUUGUAUGGAGGGACACGGUUCUCAUAGAAAGGUCUCGAGGUUGGAGAAGGACGAAGAACUUCCUACAAGGGAAAUCAAGGAACAAGACUGUUUCAGUCAAGGAGCGAAAGAUGACCGUUUUGGAAGAAAUCUGCUCCAGGCCAAAAUACCAAUCUCCAUGCCAACCCAAGCAGCUCUGGGAGUGUCAGACAGUCAAUCGUAGACCAAGGCUGAGAAAGUGUAGAAGAAAUACCACAACUACAAUAAGGACGGCUCCAGUCACCCAACCAACCCCUUUCACCACUCCUGUAAAGAUGUGUGUUUGCGUGAAGCAAAAACCUGAUAGCGGAGUGCACCAAAACCAAAAUGACAUGCUGCACAUCCAGAAGGAGCUGCUCAUGAACGGCAUGGAUUAUUUCACCAAAGAACUCAGACGAAGAUCAAAAAGGUCUCGUUUCCUGAGCUACAAUCCAAGGAAGAGAAGAGAUGAGUUCAACGCCAAGAGAUACCAGAAGGAAUUGGCUAGGGCUUUAAGGCUACAAAAUCGACGCGCAAAGUCCAAAGUGCUUAUUAGGACUCCUGCUAGCCAACUAGUACCCCAGUCAAACGUGACUCGACCACCUCAGGAGUCUUCAGAGGUGCAACGAGCCAGGGCGGAAAAAAUUGAUAAAUUGAAAGAGAAAAUUCAAGGAAUACGACUACGCCUUGGUGCGUUGCGCGACAGAAAGAAAAAACUGCUUCUGAUAAGCGCGCGGGACAAGUUCAUGGAGUACCCCUGUCCAUGUAACCACGGUAAUGAUACCGUGAGAGAGGUCAAAGAAAACUAUAGCAAUGAUCAGUUGCAGAUAUCGCUGAGGAGAAGAAUUAAACAGUCAAAGGUUCCAUCCCGCAAAACAGAGAGCAAGAAAAAAAAGGCGAAAGCGAAGCCAAGACGCAGCAAGUGUGCCAGCCCUGGUAUGAACUGUUUUUAUCAGACAGAGGAUCACUGGAAGUUGCCACCGCUUUGGAAAGGAGGAGAAUUCUGUUUCUGUCCUAAUGCUGCCAACAAUUCUUACUGGUGCUUGAGAACAAUAAAUUCAACACACAAUUUUCUAUACUGCGAGUUCAUCACAAAUUUCUACGAGUACUUUGACCUCAAUAAGGACCCAUAUCAGUUGCAUAACAUAAUUCAUGAGGUGAGUCCUGGUGUUCUAUUAGAGCUCCAUCAUUUACUCGCCAAGAUGAGAGGAUGUAAAGGACAGGACUGCACGCAUCACCAUGGUAAGAAGUAUCCUAAAGUAGCGCCCGCAAGUCCAGCUGUCAACAACCACUUGAGAGAGGGUUUGGAAGAGGGUCACAUGACUCCUUUACCAACAACGCCAUCAAACCUGCAAACAUCUGCUGUAAGUUCGGUGAGGCCUUUGACUUCGGAGUCACCUUCUGUAGUGCUUGUUACUCGUUCGGAUGUUACAGGAAACUCUCCGAAGAGUGUUUGGAACAACAUUUCGAAGCCAACCACUCUUGAAAAGUUUACAACACUUGAACCAAAAGAAGUAAAUGUGAAUUUGUCGGAACAUUCGACCGUGCAGUCGACAUUGAAUACAGAACGUGAACAACAACUAAUGGAAAGCUUAAGUACCGAACAUUCUAUUCCUAGUCAAUUGGCGCCUUUACCGACAGCUAACUUAAAGACAAACAACAGACCAGAUGAAACAUCAGGCAUGGAGUCCAACCUCUGUUUAAAUUGUUCCAGUUCCAAAAGCAAGAAAUCCGACAAAGAAGGCAUGAGUAGCAAAAUACGGUUACAAAGCACUGUUACAAACUUAGACAGGUCCGACGCUGUACCGACAGUCUCCGUGGGAUCUUCGGGACUCAACAUAAGUUUACCAGGAUUGAACGUCUCUUUAGUUCCAACUACAUCAGCAUCAGUAACUCCAAAAAGCAAAGAGAAUACUGGUAGAAUGCAUUCCAAGAUUUCUACACCAAAACCAACGAAGGGAAAAUCACUCAAGAAGCGCAAAAAUGGAGGUCGAGGAGGGAGAAAAAAAAAUAAAGAUACUUCGAAAGGCAAACCAAAGAAUAAAAGCUCUAAAAAGUCCAGAAAGUCUAAAAAGAAAUCUCCAAACGGGAAAAGAUCGUCAUCGUCAACAGAAAACAAAAAGAAACAAGAAAUUACUGAAAAGGAGAUGGUUGUCUUAAACACCACAUUACGGUCUCCGGAAUCUCCUUUAAAUAAUAAUAGCAAAAAGUCUGACCACGAGAAAUCUCAACUGACUGUGACACCCUUACUUGGCUCCCAACAUGUACCCACAGCCUUCGUGAAUUCUUCGGAUCCUGACACAAGCUCUUCCAAACUAAAUUUUUCUUCAAUUAUAGCAACAUCAGCUCCUAUUACUACAUCAAAUGAAGAGAUCACAAUGGAAACGACAACAGUCAAACCAACCAGGAGAAAGUCUGCGGGGAGAAGGAAAAACAACAACUCGAAUGAUAGGGACAGAAAAAAAACUACGAAAAAAAUAAGAAAAAUGAAGAAGAAAGUAUCGGAAAGAGAAAACUCUCAAACUUCGGAAGAAAUAGAGCAGACCAUAAAGGCAGGAGGAGAAAACCAAACUGGUUUGAGAUCAAAAUCGACAAAAACAAGACCUGAGUCAGAAAACAAAGACAGCAAGAAAGGCAGUAAAGGAUUGCCGGAAGUUUCACGAAAACGAGACAAGAAGCCGGCGAACAAGCGAUCGGCAAAUCAGAAAUCCAAGAAAAAAGCUAAAGGAAAACAUUCAAAGCAGGGACCGACUCAAAUUAGCCAGGGGCGAGGGAUAAUAGAGGGUGGAGGUGAACCCCCUCAGGAAAAUGGCACCAGUUUCUCUUCCAAUCCAGAAUCUUCGCCCUCUAACCCUUAAAAGCUAUUUUUAAUUUUUUUCUUUGCUGUCGGCUCAGUUUAGAUGUGAAGAAACCAUUCCUUACACAUAUCAAAAGUUUAUACUUUUUUGUGAGUGACAUACCCUCGUAAAUCGAGGGUGGUAGAGAGGUUUGGUGUAAAGUCAAACCUUACAUAGAUUUGAUAGUUUAUUUGAUAGUUUAUGCGUUGUAAACAGUAGUUGCCGGUAAGUGAAUGUGGGAAAGGUCUGAGGAAUACAAACGUGUCUACUCAGUCACCCCUCCCUUGAUGCUCGUUAAUGUUGCCUAAUCUAUAGACUUUUUUAACCUAGACGUACCAACGUCGAUGUUGGUUAGCGGUCACAAAUGUGCCACUCUUAUUUGCAUUGGUUUUUAGUUGUUAACUUUACAAACUCCCAUGAAAAUUGAUUGUUGAUUUUUCUAGUCGAAGUUUUAAAUUCUUCUUUGGAAGCGAUUAGUCAUGGUUUUUAGCUGCUACAAACAAAUGAUGAAACAAACUAAUGUAGAUAUUCUGUAACUGGUCAAUUUGAAAUUCUUUACUGACUGUCUCCAAAAAAGUGAGAGUUGCCAAGUCUUUCAUCUGCUAUUUAAAAUUUUUUACAAAUUGGUGUGAGCUAUGAAAUGUUCAAGACGAGCUAGUUUUAUUAAUUAAGCCAUUGGGUUGGUUUGCUGUUCGGCUGAGAAAGUCUCCAUUUCCGUUUAAAGGUGACGCAAGACCGAAUGAAACCACAAAACCUUUUAUGACCUUUUAUGUCUCUUUGAUAACCGAGAGGUGGAGAAACUUUGAAUCGACGCUUAAGCAGAGCUUUUCACAGAGAUGUUACAUUUCUCUAUACCACAGAUAAAAAUUUAUCGUCUAUUUGGAUCGAUAAGAAAGUAGGAUAAUCUUUAAGAUGUCUUUUUUUUAUUUUUGCUUGAAUCUUUUACGCUUUUAGAGUAAAUUGCUGUUUUAGCUUAUUUCAGAACAACUUUGUAUGGUGAUGGUUUUAAUAAAGCUUUACGUAAAAGUAGUUUA
This is a messenger RNA of Stylophora pistillata, 5404 nucleotides long. Its product is annotated as extracellular sulfatase Sulf-1. Lineage: Eukaryota; Metazoa; Cnidaria; Anthozoa; Scleractinia; Pocilloporidae. Gene Ontology annotation, molecular function: N-acetylglucosamine-6-sulfatase activity; glycosaminoglycan binding. The record is from RefSeq and is a predicted model, not a curated record.